Chondrus crispus (carragheen) is the source of this 993-nucleotide messenger RNA. RefSeq lists its product as hypothetical. The transcript has a single exon. NCBI's taxonomy places the organism in Eukaryota, Rhodophyta, Florideophyceae, Gigartinales, Gigartinaceae. The record is from RefSeq and is a predicted model, not a curated record. The coding region runs from base 1 to 993 and encodes 330 amino acids.
AUGUCGAUCGGUGUCACGCUCCGUCUCUCCUCGGCCAACUCCCUCAGCGCCACCGCCCCACUAGUAUCCCUUGACGCAUCCAGUUUCAGUGCUGCAACACCGCUUUCCAGCCGCACCUCCUCAAUUGCCAGCCCCAGCCGCUUGAAAAAGCCACACGCAAUCCGGAAGUCCUCCGGCGACACAAGCUCCGUGCUCGCGCGAUUCCGCAUCACCAGGCAGUACGCAUCCGUCAGGGUCAUGAUGCCCCCCAGGUUUAGGAUAGGUUUCCGUAGAAAGCCCGCCAGUUGUCGCGCGAGCUGCUCGCGGUACGUCCUCACGUUCCCUCCUGUGCUCUCCUUCGUCACGGGUGAUUCGAUUCCCAUUUCUGCCAUCAUGCUCAGCAACUCAUUCUCUUCUUCACCCCGCUGGGCCUUGGCAUUAGCCGUGCGAAAGUGCCUCGCCACCUCCAUCAAAUCGGCCGCCUCAUUGCGCAGAUGGUCGAGGCUUCCAAAGCCCGAACUGAUCACGCGCUCCUGGUCCCUGUUGUGCUUGACGACCUUGUCUUGCACGCCGACCACGCCCAGGCGUCUCGAUACGUACUGGCCCUGCUGGAUCUUCUUCGCCUCUUCGCGUUGCUUAUCCCUUGCAAUACGUACCCAUUCUGCGUUUCGCACGGCGUUUCGCACGCCCUGCGUAAACGCUUCCAAGUCGCGGGCGCGCGAGCGGUUGAGGAAGAGAAUUUGCACGCCGAGACCGAAGCGGAGCGUCGCGCGCGUGGUCGAAAAGACGGAGGCCUUGGUUUCUACGGCGUUGGACGGGAGAUGCUGGAGAUGCGCGGCGACGGCGGAGCGGCGCGCUCUGUCAACCCACACAACGCGGUGCGUGGUGACGGUUAUCAGGCCGGCGGUGAAGGUGGUGGGGCGCUUGUCGUGGGUGAGGAUAGAGACGUUUUCGAGAGAGAGGUGCUCAAUUUCGCCGGGGGAGGUGACCAACGUGCCCGUAUCUGAUAGCUGA